UCAAAUCAUAUUGAUAUUCCAAUGAAAAAAGCAAUAUUGCAGUCUUAGUUUAUUUAGAUGUCAAGGAAACGAAAGGAAUAUGGAAAAUGAUGAACCUGUGUGUCUGGCAACUGAUGUUCUUCAAGCACAUGAGAGGUUACAUCUGAAUCUGAAACGGAGUCACAGACACACAGAUGUGUUCCAGAAGUCAGUAGACACCCUGGAUAAUCUGCGGGACAUUAAAGGUGUCUUGGAUGGAUCAGCUAGGAAUUUUGACUGCCCUGGUGUCUGUGAGGACCAUCUCCUGGAACUCAGACAGCAGGUGCUGAUGCAUGUCCCCUCCUCUGUCUCCCCAGAGAACAGACAAAAAUUCCAAGACCUCAUUGGCAAAACAUUUCAAGGAUUAGAGGUUUUAUCGGCAGUCCUUGUGACGUGUCCCUGGUACCAAGCAAGCCAGGACGAGCGAGGGGAGCAGGCACGCCAUAAUGUCCUCUUCAUAGUUUACCUGUCACUUGACCACCAAUUCCUAGCUCCAGUUAAUCAGCAUGUUUUAAAUGAAAAAUUUGUCCUAGAUAAGGGCUGGCUGUAUGCUAUAGAGCUGUACCACUUUGUGUACGCCAUUGUGAAAGGUAGAACCAGAUGUGUGGAGGUCCUGUAUUGUCCAGACUCUGCCCAGUUAAUACAAAAGGACCAAUGGAAACAACUGAGAGAUCAGCUGAAUUUUUCCCAAGUUACAAAACUCAGGGGUUAUGUGGAAGCCUGUAAAGGUCAAUCAGUCAGUGGUAUUGGAAAGAAAGGAAAAGAUGGCAAGUUCCGUCUAGUAGAGUCUACCACAUUUCACCAGUUCUGCAACAGCUUUAGAUUGAUGAAUCACUUGUACAACAUCUCUGCUGAUUUACCACCCUGUACAGAUCCUUCCCAGCUGCUGAGUCUACCAGACAUAGCUGUGAGAGGGAAGAAACUGCUGUACAGCCUUUAUAAAGAUCCAGAUGUGUCAAAGAGAGAUGUAUUUGACCUACUUGUCCAAUGGCGUGACUCAGUAAUCUCAGGUCUCAAAAACCUCCAAUACACCAAUCAACAAGAAAUGGAGGAAAUCAUAGGAAAAUGGCAAAUAGAAACUAGACUGAAAGGGAGGAAGAUCUCUGUCCCUAAAGUGUUGCCAGAUGAACAUUCUUCAUUGACAACACAGAUGCAAGAAAUUGGUGGACAGGUUGCUAAGUUACAACCAGAGCAAAUUAUUCUGAUUGCUCAGGCAGGCAGUCACAUGUACGGCUUAGCCACGCCCACUAGUGAUGUGGAUUUCCUGGUAAUCUAUUCAGAACCAUGUGAGAAUGUGUUAGGAAGGUGUAAAGAAAUCAAGGAUAAUUUUGAAAGCAGAGGUCCGUCCAAACUUCUGGAGUAUGGUGCUUAUGAAGCUCGCCUUUUUUGUGAGAUGUUGCUAAAAGGAAGUGUUGUUAUUCUGGAACUGGUAUUUGGAGAAAAUCACAAUUACAUGAGCUCAUUAUGGAAGGAAUUAGUCAAUAAGAGAAAGAGCUUUUUGUCAGAAAAAGGAAUUCAGCAAUAUUUAGGACUGAUACAGAACAACUUAAAAAUGUUAGAGAGGGACAAAAAUGGAGGGGCUUCCAAGGACAGGAAACUUUUGUAUCAGAUAUUCCAUAAGAGUGAUGCUGUAGAGAGAAUGAUGAAUGGUGAUGUACCCAAAGUUAGAUGUAGUGGAGAACUCCGGGAUUUCAUCAUGAAAAUCAGAACAAAACCACUAGAGAAUGACUUUGACAGGGAUGUUCUGCUCACAAAAGCAAAACAGAAAGUUGAUGAACUGUUUACAAGAUUGGCAGCAAGGAAAACAAGACUUAAGGAAAAUAUGGACUUUAAUGUAAUGACAGACUGGUUAUUGAAUGUCAGGGGUCUGAAAUGUUUGUCAAAUAUAUAAUGGCAUGAUCUUAGAUAUUUCGCAUUACUUUGAUUAAAACAUCUUGUUGAUUUAAUUACAAUUACAA
This is a messenger RNA of Saccostrea echinata, 1976 nucleotides long. RefSeq lists its product as uncharacterized. NCBI's taxonomy places the organism in Eukaryota, Metazoa, Mollusca, Bivalvia, Ostreida, Ostreidae. Bases 80 to 1909 code for a protein of 609 amino acids. The record is from RefSeq and is a predicted model, not a curated record. The transcript has 13 exons.